AUGGGCACAAAUUCGGCACUUCGUGCUUCAUCCUUGGCAAUCAAAAGGGUUAUGGAAGGCAGGAUUGCACAUCUAGGUCACCAAUUCGGCACUUCGUGCCUCAUCCCUGGCAAUCAAAAAGUGAGGGAAUGGAUUGUAAAAUAUCUUCGGCAAAUAGAUGGAUUGCAAAUUCGGCAUUUUGUGCCUCAUCCGGCAAUCAAGAAAUGGCAAUUGAGAGGGAAGCAACUAUGUGAGGGUGUUCCGGCACCAGAACAGUAUCACGUGACUGGCACACAUUAUUGGAAAGCUCUCAACGUCCUCUUUCAAACGACCACAAAACCGCACGAAGCUAAUCACAGGAAGCCAAGAUAUUCUGCCCUAAAGAUCGGCCAGAAAUUAUGCAAUAGUGCCGGCCAAAAUCUGAUCCGCAAAUUAAUUGCGCCACCCGACGAUUUUUUUACACCAUUUCAGCAACUUAAAAGGCCAGCAAAUGGGCUACACCCUCGACCUCAAAUAUGGCAACCAAAAGGGUCAUAG
Molecule: messenger RNA, 516 nt
Organism: Rhizophagus irregularis DAOM 181602=DAOM 197198
Lineage: Eukaryota; Fungi; Glomeromycota; Glomeromycetes; Glomerales; Glomeraceae
Source: RefSeq, a predicted model, not a curated record